Medicago truncatula (barrel medic) is the source of this 2189-nucleotide messenger RNA. Its product is annotated as protein WHAT'S THIS FACTOR 9, mitochondrial. NCBI's taxonomy places the organism in Eukaryota, Viridiplantae, Streptophyta, Magnoliopsida, Fabales, Fabaceae. Gene Ontology annotation, molecular function: RNA binding. The transcript is spliced from 2 exons. The coding region runs from base 164 to 1237 and encodes 357 amino acids. The record is from RefSeq and is a predicted model, not a curated record.
AAAAAAUCUCUGUAGAUCCAUCCAUGAAAAUUGAAAACAAGAGAUUGCAGCCGCUUUACUCGUUAGAGUCGCACUGAUCUCAACUGCCCGGAAAACGCAGACGAACUUGCUCAUCGACCGCCCAUCAGAAACAGAGGUAGUGUGAGUGAGCUGAUUCUUGUUAAUGGCUCAAUCCACCAAACUCUUUCACCGGUUCGACCACAUUAGGACUUUCGUCAAUGCGAGGGUUAAAUGGGUUCGAGAUGACUAUCUUGAUACUGCAGUCCUCAAAGAGAAAAAUCUCAAACACGUCAUUUCUCUUAAGAAUCAUAUCGUUUCGUCUCCAUCGAAAUCCUUAUCCCUUUACAAUGCUUCUAUGUUGAAAGCUUCGCUUAAUCUUCCUAUGAUAACUAUCAAACUAGUUGAGAAAUAUCAUCAUGUUUUUAUGCAAUUCCAACCGAGUCCUGGUCUUCCUCCACGCAUUAAGCUCACUGCUCAAGCUUUAGCGCUACAUAAAGAAGAAAUGGAAGUUCAUAAUUCGAGAACUAACCAGGAAGAUGCAGCUCAGAGGCUUGCAAGGCUCUUAAUGCUUGCUGGCAUGGCGAGAUUGCCGAUUUAUGUAAUCGAGAAGCUGAAAUGGGAUAUGGGUCUUCCUCAUGAUUAUGUUACUACCCUUUUGGCUUAUUACCCGGAUUAUUUCGAUGUUUGUGUUGUAGAAGAUCCGUUGUCUGGAAAAGAAGUGCUUGCUUUAGAACUUGUUUCGUGGAGAAAAGAACUUUCUGUGUCUGAGUUAGAGAAGAGGGUAAUGGGCUUUAACUAUGAUGCAGAUAAAAGAAGACAUGAUAUUCAAUUUCCCAUGUUUUUGCCUAAAAGUUUUGCUUUAGAGAAGAGGGUGAAGACUUGGGUUGAGGGUUGGCAAACAUUGCCUUACAUUUCUCCGUAUGAAAAUGCAUUUCAUCUUGACUCGAAUAGUGACCAGGCAGAGAAGUGGACAGUUGCAAUUUUGCAUGAGUUGCUAUCUCUUUUGGUGUCAAAGAAGACAGAAAGUGAGAAUUUGAUUUGUUAUGGAGAGUGUUUGGGGUUGGGCUCGAGAUUUAAGAAGGCCUUGGUUCAUCAUCCCGGUAUAUUUUACCUUUCUAAUAAAAUAAGGACUCAGACUGCUGUGCUUAGGGAGGCUUACAGAAAUGAAUUUCUUGUUAAGAAUCAUCCAGUGAUGGGUACGAGAUAUUGGUACAUUCACCUCAUGACCAAGGCGUAGAGCCGCAAUAAACUAGUUGAUUGAUUUAGAGGAUGAUGAUUAAAUUGAAGCAUAGCUUCUGAACCUGAAGUAGAUCAUAGUUCAAACUAUCUAACUUUAAUGAAACUUGAUUUCCAAAUUACUGGUUGUCGCAAUUGACAAAGUGAUUGUUAAGAUGAUUCCAUUGGAAAAUAUUGGCUGCAAGUUCAAGAGCUACUUUAUGAACGGAAUUUAUUAUGUUGCGUGUUGGAAAUUUUUGCCAGUUGCCAUUAUUUUAAAGUGUGGACAAAUGCAAUUGUGAUUCCGACUCCAAUAUAAAACCUUAUUAGUUGGUAGCAAAUCAUAGAGGAAUGGAUGUAUGUGCCUAAACAGCCAUUUGUCAAGAGUUGAUCAUCGACCAAUAAUUGUAGCCCCAAUAGUGGUUGAUCAUCGACCAAACAGUGGAAGCGAGUAACAUCCCCGUCUUUGAUUUUUGACACGGACAAAGAACCUGUUUUGCCCACUUUAAACAUCACCUUGUACAGAUUGAGGGCCUUUUUUUUUUUUAACAGAAAGAUUGAGGGGCUUAUAUCUUUCAUCCAUCACAUACUGAAGCAUUUUAUCGUUAGUUCCUCUUGUUUGGUUACAUAAUCAUAUAAAAGGGACUGUUCUCAAUAUCUCUUCGCAACCCACCUAUUACUUCGCAUGUGGCAAAAUUUGCACCCUAUGCAUUUUCUGCUAUUGAAAGGGAAAAUCAUAAUUUUCUUGAAGAAAAAAGUGUUCCAUCACCCAAGGGGAAUGAUAUUGUGAUAGUUAUACUAACUCAGUUAGAUACUGUUAUCUUUUUCUGAUAUCCGUUAUAAUUCUAGUUACUGAUAUCUAGAAGUUUCCCAGUCUGUUAAUGACUAUGAGAUGGUGUCAGAAUUGUUAGUACAAAUGCAUUGUAAUCUCUCUCUAUUAUUCAGAUUAUAAUAUAGGACUUAAGAUUCAAUUA